Molecule: messenger RNA, 1974 nt
Organism: Lycium ferocissimum
Lineage: Eukaryota; Viridiplantae; Streptophyta; Magnoliopsida; Solanales; Solanaceae
Product: UPF0481 protein At3g47200-like
Exons: 6
Coding region: 1-1974 (657 amino acids)
Source: RefSeq, a predicted model, not a curated record
AUGAAGAGUGCUAAGUGGGUUAGCACACCUCUUCCUGGUCAUCUGAAAUUGAACAAAGAGAUGUGUCCUACAACAACGGAGGAAAAAGAGAGAAUGGCCAAGAUUCCUUAUUCCUCUGCCGUCAGAAGUUUGAUGUAUGCAAUGGGAAAGAGCAUUGGGAAGUCAGAAGUGGAUACUCGAGUAUCUAAGAGGAACCUCGAUGAAUGCUUGUGUUUUGGAGGAUCAAAUCCAAUCUUGAAGGGCUAUACAGAUUCUGAUAUAGCAGGUGACCUUGAUAACAGAAAAUCCACUACUGGAUAUUUGUUUACUUUUUCAAAGGGAGCUAUAUCAUGGCCCUCUCUCAUAGAAACAAAAGACCAAAGAGAAACAGCCAAACUAAAGAGUAGUAACAACUUUGCUGAAUCUACAUAUUUGGUUUCACAUUAUGCUAAGACAUGUAACUUGAUAGAAGAAGGCGGGAAAAUGGAUCAUGUAAUCGAGACAAAUCAAAUCCUUAAUGAAAUAGUUACAGAUUUGUACAAUUCAUCUAUCAAAUCAUGUACCAUAUUCAAAGUAACAGUGGGGCUGAGUGCAUCAAAUCCAAAUGCUUAUAAGCCACAACUGGUAUCCAUUGGUCCUUAUCAUAACAAUAAUCCACAACUUCGCUCGAUGGAGAAUUAUAAACUACGUUACCUACAAAGGUUUCUUAGAAGGAAAGCGGGGAUUGAUGUGGAGAGAUGCAUUAGGGAAUUAGAAAACCUCAAGGAUGCCGCGUUGCAGUGUUAUGAUGAUAUAGAGGACCUUUAUAGUGAUCACAACUCUGGUAAAUUUUUGAAAAUAUUAUUACUUGAUGGUUCUUUUGUGGUUGAGUUUAUUCGAGAGCGUUCUGGAAUGGUGCCAAAUGGAGAAAACAUAAUUAUCGAUGUUGGUUGUAUAUAUCAUCAAGUGCUUCGAGACAUGUUGCUACUAGAAAAUCAACUUCCUUUCUUUGUCCUCACAAAACUUUAUGACAUGACUAUGGAUCAAAUACCGUUCACAAGAUUGAUGAAGCAGACCUUUAAUUCUUCAUUAUUGAAGAUGCUUCCUUCGUCCUUUAUCGAGACUGAAGGUCAUGAUGUUAGAAACAUCAAACAUUUACUUCAACUAGUACACAUGUCAUGUCAACCUUCAGAGAAGAAAGCUAGCCAAACCACGAAUCCUAGUAUGGAAAUGGAAUAUUGCAGGAAAAGGUUAUGCUGGAAUCCUUUUCAAAGGAUUAGGUUGAAAGCGAUGUCAAAAUAUAAGGACCACCAACCAUGGGACGCCAACAUGCCAAAUGCAACAGAUCUCCACGAAGCUGGAGUUAGAUUUUCAGAAGCUGGAAAGAUUUAUAGAAGAUUGGAGGAAGGCGACCUUGGAGAUAAUACAAGUUUAUUUGACAUUAAAUUUGGAAAUGGUAUGAUCACCAUUCCUUAUUUUGAAGUUUGUGACAUUACGGAGACCAUCCUGAGAAAUCUUAUAGCAUAUGAGCAGCUAUCAUUUGAUGUACAUCCAAGAUAUUUCAGUGAUUUUUCUGUUUUCAUGGAUUAUCUUAUCGACUCGGACAAAGAUGUGAGUUUGCUUCGUAGAAAAGGAAUCAUCAAGAAUGAGAUAGGAGAGGAUAAAGAAGUGGCUAGCCUCUUUAACAAAAUUGGAAAAGGGGUCACCGUUUAUUCUGAUUUCUAUUAUAAAGAAGAGUGCAGAAAAUUAGUUCAACAUUGUGAAAAAACAUGGAACAAAAUGAAGGCAAGUUUGAUACACAAUUAUUUUAAUAGUCCUUGGGCAGGAGCUUCAACUGUGGGAGCCGUCAUACUCCUAAUACUCACCGCGAUACAGACUUUUCUAGCUUUCACAGGUGCUGAGAAUAUAACUAUUAGGAAUCUGACAUUUCCUAUAUGCAUUCAAUCUGCUGAAGAUUUUCAAGAGCAUGGUAAAUACUUGAUUCAACCUACAGAAUUCUUCUCAAAGCUCUCAUAA